Molecule: messenger RNA, 7359 nt
Organism: Hirsutella rhossiliensis
Lineage: Eukaryota; Fungi; Ascomycota; Sordariomycetes; Hypocreales; Ophiocordycipitaceae
Product: histidine kinase-, DNA gyrase b-, and HSP90-like ATPase domain-containing protein
Exons: 6
Coding region: 1-7359 (2452 amino acids)
Biological process (GO): protein autophosphorylation; phosphorelay signal transduction system
Molecular function (GO): ATP binding; protein binding; phosphorelay sensor kinase activity
Source: RefSeq, a predicted model, not a curated record
AUGGACGCCGUCGUCCUCGUCCCCGACCACGUGCUCGACCCUCCUCCUCCGCCCCCGCCGCGGCUCUACGAGCGGCUUCGCCAAAUCGCCGGCUACACGUGGGAUGAGUCCAAGCCACCCUUCCACUCCACCUAUGACUUCUGGCACGUUUUCGGGACAAGAAUCGUCUCUCCCAUGUGCCCGACGCCGAGUUCGCAUCCCAAUGAAUCACUAGCCGGCUCACUGACGAGGCUGCAAUCCGGACGACCGUCGCCAUCCGAGAACGGGAAUCAUGCUCCGUUCGACGAUCUUCCAGGCCGGACAUCCGCGCCGCAACACCCCCCUACUCCCGCCCUUUCCAUCAUCUCGCCCGAGGCGUCGUGCGCCAGCGAAGAGCCAGUAGUAGCCCGGAUCUCGUACCACGCUGUGCGAGAAGAGCGAGCCUUUCAGAUCGCAAAGAGCGUGACCGCAACCGCCGAUCCCAAUGGGGACCACAUCGUCAAACCUCUCGACCUCAUCAGGCUGAGCCCCAUCCCGGGUGACCGUGGCGUCAUCGUCGUCGCUAUUUAUGCGCACCCUGGCCACAAUCUCCUCUACGACGUUCUCGACAUGGGCCCGGCGUUUUACACGGCGCGAAAGGAGCACGACGAAUACGUUUCGUACCAUAGCAAGGCUCUUGGGCUUCGACCGCCAAUCAACCUGGAGUACUUUCUCGACUUUGCCAUUGGUGCAGCUCAGUGCCUCGAGAUUCUCCACCACGGCCAAGGCAUGAUCCACGGCGAGAUCCGGGGCGACGCGUUCCACUUCAAUGCCGAGGAGAACAAGGUCAGGAUUGUCUCUUUCGGCUCUGGCGUUCGGUCAUUCGAGCACGGCUUGACGAGCACGGGCUGGUCCACGCUUUCCAGGGAGGUUGGCGCCAAGAAUAAGCUCCUCUACAUCAGCCCCGAGCAGACUGGUCGAAUGCCCGCCGAGCCGGACACGCGGACCGACAUCUACUCGCUCGGAGUCCUGUUAUGGACUCUCUUGGCGCAACAGCCCGUACACAGCGGAGACUCCCCGCUCGACAUAGUCCAGGGAGUACUCGGUCGGCGCAUCCCAAACGUGGCCACCGUGCGAAUGGACAUUCCCGACGUUAUAGGACGCAUAAUCCAAAAGUGCACCGCCAAGAACGUCACUGAACGCUACCACUCGGCCAGCGGCCUUCGCUAUGACUUGGCCAGAGUCCAACAGCUUCUCAGCGACGGCGAUUCGUCCGCCCUCAGAGACAUGAUGAUUGGAACAAAGGACGUGUCUUCCUUUUUCAUGCUGCCGUCCUCCAUGAUUGGGCGGCACGGAGAGAUGGACAGUCUCAUUCAGGUCAUCGAUCGCGCCUCCAGGUCGCACGCAGUGCACACCAAAGGUGCUGCGAGUCGAUUUCCCGACGGCUCAUCUCUGGCCAACGAAGCCGCCACGGCCGAUGAUAUGUCCAGCGGAGCAAGCUCAGUAGACGGCACCAAUCGCAGAAGCGGAUCCUUUGCCCACACGACAUCUUCAGAGCCCAAGCUGCCGCGAAACAGCAUCCAUCCGUCUCUCUUCUCCGACACAAAGACCCUUUCCAACGAAACCAUAUCUUCCUGCCACUCCGGUGCCUACUCCCGACUGCCGCGACCUUGGGAGCGCCACCAGUCCAUGUCUGCAGAAACCGUCAGUGCCGCUGAUAGCACGGGCUAUGAAUCUGCGCGCCCCGGCCCGGCCGAGUCGUCCGUUGGGUCCAGUCUGCCGCGACAGCUGGGAUCUGCCAAGUUUCGACGCCGAGGGCACUGCGAGAUCGUGACCCUUGAGGGCGCAGGCGGCCUCGGAAAGAGCAGCUUGGGCCUGAAGCAGUACGUCCGCCCGGUAUGGCCCAUGCUCCACCGAGCACUUGGGCUUCCCGAGUUUCUACUGGGCCCCCCCGAACCGGGGUCUUCCAAGUCCACGUCCGCGCAAAGCUCUGGAGCCCGGUGCAAUGGCCGAUCAGCGACGAAGCGCCGAGGGUCCUCGUCCCCAGGAUGCUCCCCCGCGCCCUCGGCGCCCAACCCAAAUAUGCCGCAACAAAGCUCGCAAGACUACCUCUGUGCUGGCACAGCGACCAAAACCACCCGUCUCAUGAACACUUGCCUCGAUAUCCUUCGCGUCUUCACGACGCACAAGUUCAUAACCUUUUGUCUCGACGACGUCCACUUUGCCGAUGAUGAGUCCUUGGAGCUCAUCAGUCAGAUCAUUGGUGCCAAGAUGAAGAUGGUCAUCAUCAUGACCUACCGCCCGGAAGAGCUCUCGCGGGAAAGGAUGGAGAGGAUAAUCUAUUCCUCGGAUGCAGACGAAAUCCAUCGGAACAAUCGUCCUGCAGUAACCAGGAUCACACUCUCCCCGUUGAGCGAGGACGACAUACUCGAAUAUGUCUCGACUCUCCUGUCACGGCCAAAAGAAGAAGUGUUGCCUUUGGCGCUUGUCAUUCAGUCCAAGACGGCCGGGAACCCUUUCUACAUGCGGGAGAUGCUGAGUGCGUGCCACCGCAAGAAAUGCAUCUGGUACGACUACCGAGAUAGCCAGUGGCACUAUGACCUGGACCGGCUGUUUGCCCAGUUUCAAGGCGAGAAGGACUAUGACGUUCUCGACACAGGAUUCAUCACGCAACGCCUGAGCGAAUUGCCUCCUGCGGCUCGAGCAGUCUUGGCCUGGGGGGCUCUCUUGGGCAACUCGUUUUCCUUUGAGCUCAUAGCGCGGCUGAUGGGAGGGGAGUUCGAGUACGACGACGACCUCGAGAACUGCUGCGAGGAUAUUCCGCGAUGUCCGUUCUCCGAGAGAGAGGCCAUCGCUGGCCUGCAGGCCGCGAUCCAAGCCUACAUCGUUGUGCCAAGCGAGACCGACGACCGCUUCCGCUUUGCGCAUGAUCGCUACAUUCACGCCUCGGCGGCCUUGAAGGAGUGCAACGCUCGACGGAUGCACUUCAUCAUUUCGCAGACACUCCUCAAGUACUACGGCGUGGAGUCGAGGCAACGUGACAGUACCGCCUCGCACAUAUGCGAGGCUGUCAGCAUCAUCAGACGCCGCGUGCCCGUCCGCCGAGAAUUUCGCAAGCUGCUGACGGAGUGCGCCCAAGCUGCGACGGAGAACGGCGCCCGACCAACGGCCGCAAAGUACUACAGUGCAGCGAUAGACCUGCUGCAGGUUACGCCCUGGGUCGAUGGCGCCGAGGACGUGACGUACGAAGAAACGAUGCAGCUUCACCUUCGGUCGGCGGAAUGCUACUUGUUUAUGGGCCAGCUCCCGGCUGCCAACGAUCUCUUGUCCAUCAUCUUCGCCAACGCGAGGACCCCGAUUGACAAGGCGCCGGCGUACGUGCUGCAGUCGCGGAUAUUCGCACAGAAUGGCAAUGCCUUGGCCGCCUUCAUCUCUCUCAAGGAGUGUCUGGCUGCUCUUGGCGUUUCCCUAGGUGACGAGCCAACGUAUGAGAAGUGCGACGAGUGGUUUGAGAGACUCACGACGCAAAUCCGGCAAAUGGAUCGUUCGGCGCUCUCAAAGCCCACCAAGUCGAGCGAAGCCAUCAUCGCGUCCAUCGGUGCCGUGUUAUCGGAGACGGCAAGCGCCGCGUGGUGGAGCGACUGCCUGCACUUUUACCACCUGACGCUGGUGAUGCUCGAAGUGCACCUUAGCCGGGGCGCGUUUCCGCAGUCUGGCAUGGCCUUUUUGAACCUGGGCGUCGUCGCCUUGUCUAGGUUCAACAUGACUCAGUUCGCCGUGGAGCUGGGGUCCAUUUGCCAAGACAUGCUCUACCAGCCUGGAGACGCCUUCACAAUCGCGCGGGGUCAGAUGAUGCACGCCUGCUGCAUCGGCCACGUCCAAUACUCCGUGGCCCUAACCGUAACCCAGUUGGAAGACGUCAUUGAGAUGGCGUCGGUAGGCGGAGACCGCAUGUCAACCAUACUGAGUUACGGGCUCUGCGCACAGGCGAAGUUUUUCGCGAGCGAGAACUGUGCGGACCUCGAAGGCUUCUGCCAUUACGGCUGCGAAGACAUUCCCAACUGGUCCUUUGACACUCGAGGCGGCGCCCUCCUUGUCGCAAUCAGGCAGACGUGUCGAGCGCUACAAGGCAAGACACAGGUCCACGAUGCCGUUGGCGUGCUGAGCGAUGAGCAGCACGACGGGCUUGCGUACAAGAGCUGGCUCACGAGCCAGACCCAGGAGAGCAACCGGUCAUCGCUCUUUUACGAGGGCAUGGAGCUCGUUGCCUUGUUCUUGUUUGGUCAUUACGAGCGCGCUGUCGAGAUUGGAAGGAAAUGCUGCGAGCUGCUUUCCAUGCUCUGGUCGGCGCGGAACAGCAGACUCAUACUGCUGUUUCAUGGCUUGGCUCGGACCGGCCAGCUGUUGAGGCGAAUGCAGGACCCCCGCUAUCAGUCAGAAGAUUUCUCUGCCCAGACAGACGAGAUGGUGGCAGAGUUGCACCGCUUUGUCAAGAUGAUGGUGGACUGGUCAGCCGUUUCCGACGUCAAUUACCGCUCGUGGUCACGGCUGCUCGAGGCGCAGAUAGCGGAACUGUCGGGGGAGCACGGCCAGGCCAUCCAGCACUACGAGGAGGCCCUGGACCACGCAGCCGAGCAGGACUUUGUGUUCGAGGAGGCGCUUGGGAAUUACCUCAUGGCGGGAUUCUUCAUUCGGAGAAAAGCCAGGAGGUCCGCUCGCGCCGCACUGCAGGACGCUGUCGGCCUCUACCGGCAGAUAGCAGCGACCGGCGUGGCCGAGGCUAUUGAGAACGAACACAGCUUGCUGCUGCACGGCCCGACGCGGAACCAUCGGACAGUUGAAGUCGGCAUCCAGACCGACUUCGUUGGCGAUGCCUCCUCUGUCCAAUACCGACCCGUCAACGGAGAAGACGCCGACGAGUUGAGACAGUUUCCGACAAACGCCAUGUCUGACCUGAAGGGUGAUCGCAUCGGGGCUUGGAGAGGCUCCAUGAACAUGCAGACCGAGGACGGCGCUGGGCUGCCUGCUCUCGAUAUGAUCGAUCUGCAUGCCAUUCUGGUGUCCUCGCAAGUCAUCUCGUCAGUCUUGCAGGUGGAGGAGCUGCUCAAGACCAUGUGCGAUGUGAUCCUGCAGACGUGCGGGGGCUCCGCGACGCGGGCUGCCAUUGUCGUCCAGGAAACAGACGCGGACUCGUGGUGUGUUGCCGCGAGUGGCAACCCGGAGAGGGGGGCAUCGGCGCACAAGCCGGGCCUGCCGCUCGCCGGCACGUCGUUGAUUGCGGAGAACGUGGUGCUGUACUGCACGCGCUUUCUCGAAUCCGUGUUCAUCCCGGACCUGCUCGCCGACGAGAGGUUCGGCAACGUCAACGAGGCAUGGCUGCAGAGAAACCCCGUGGGCAAGGCCAUCAUUGCCAUCCCAAUCUGUCACGGCACGAAACCGCUGCUCGGCGUCUUGUACCUCGAGGGCGAGCCGGGCUCUUUCACGGACCGCAACGUCACUGUCCUACAGCUCCUUGUGAACCAGAUUGGUAUCAGCUACUCCAACGCCUUGUCGAUGAAAAACGUGGAGAAGAUAUCGGCCGAGAAUCGAUCCAUGGUGUCGGUGCAGAAACGGGCUCUCGCCAAGGCCCUGGAAGCCGAGAUGAAGGCCAAGAAUGCCGAGGCCGAAGCCAAGCGAAACGUCAAGCUGGCGGAAGAGGCAGCCAAGGCCAAGUCCAUCUUUCUCGCCAACGUCUCUCACGAGCUGCGGACCCCUCUCAACGGCGUCAUCGGCAAUUCGGAGCUGCUCCGGGACAGCAACCUCAACAAGGAGCAGCUGGAGAUGGCCGACUCGAUUCGUGUGUCGGCCGAUUUGCUGCUGACUGUCAUCAACGACAUAUUGGACUUUUCCAAGAUGGAAGCCGACAAGAUGAAGCUGUACAUCAUCGCGUUCAAUCCGGAGGAGAUGGUUCGCGAGGUCGUGCGGGCCGUUUCCUACAGCAACCGGGAGAAGACGUCGAAGAAGAACGUCAAGAUUGUACAGGACAUCAAUCUGCCCCCCAUGCUCAUCUUCGGGGAUCCCAUUCGCCUCCAUCAAGUGCUGGGCAACCUCAUAGGCAACAGCCUCAAGUUCACCGAGGAUGGAUCCAUCACGAUCGGCGCUCGGCUUGACUCGGAGACGAGUGAGAAGGCUACACUGACGUUUUGGGUGCGGGACACGGGCAUCGGCAUCCCGCCACAGCAGCUGGCGAAGCUCUUCCAGCCAUUCAGUCAGGCGGACGCUAGCACGGCGAGGAAGUACGGGGGAAGCGGCCUUGGACUGAGCAUUUGCAAGUCACUCAUUGAGAUCAUGAUGAAGGGAAAGAUCCAGCUGGAGAGCGAGGAGACGGUGGGGACAACGGCCUGGUUCACUGUUGCGUUUGACAAGGCCAAGCCCGACGUCUCGGCGGGCGAUGCACAGUCAAAGUCGUCGCCACCCAUCGAUCGAUACUCGGCGACGACCUCGGCCUCGGAGCGGGCCGCGUCGCCGAACCCGUUCCUCGACCUAACGCGGAUGUGCAAGGAGGACGUCCGCAUCUGCGUCGCCGAAGACAAUCCGAUCAACCAAAAGAUUGCCAUACAGUAUGUCCAGCGGCUGGGCUACACAUCCAAGGCCAAGGAGGGCAAACCCUACCACAUCGUCCUCAUGGACGUUCAGAUGCCCGUGCUGGACGGGUACGAGGCCACCAAGCUGCUCCGGAAGGACUCGAUCGAGGCGGUUCGCAAGGUGCUGGUGAUUGCAAUGACGGCCUCGGCCAUUCAGGGUGACAGGGAGAAGUGCUUGGCGGCCGGCAUGAACGACUAUCUUGCCAAACCCGUGCGCUCCGAGGUGCUCAAGCGGAAGCUAGAUGCAUACGUCAACAACGCGAGGCCCAGCUUGCCUGAGGUGGCUCGAGAGCCCCCGAGCCCCUUGACUAUACCCGGGCCAGUCACCAAUGGACCCCUGAUCCCGUCUCCGAAAGCAUCCCCGCCGGCGAAGGUUAGCAUAACAGUCUCGGACUCCAUUUCGGGCGACGCCAACUACAACGUGCCCCUGGACUCGCCCCCUCUUGCCGACAAUGGCCCCGCCUCCAGCGCGCAGCAGUCGGCGCCAAUGGCGAUGCCCAUUCGUGGAGAAUUGGCUCACGACGGCAGGUUGUCGUGCACGAACCAGGCACCCAACGGGAGCCACGCCAUGGCGAAGCCUCAGAAGAGGCAGGCCUUCAAAGGGAGCAAGGGUCGGGGCAACAGCGAGACGACGACUGAGAAGCCUCCCGUCGAUGACGGAUCCCCGGGCAUGCUGACCAAGAAGGUGCCUCAGCAAGCUCCGCAAACUCCAAGCAAAACAAAGCCGGGGCAACGUCAAGACGCCGUGACGGCCACGCAGAAAUCGCCGACCCGGUGA